Tilletiopsis washingtonensis is the source of this 586-nucleotide messenger RNA. RefSeq lists its product as hypothetical. Lineage: Eukaryota; Fungi; Basidiomycota; Exobasidiomycetes; Entylomatales. The coding region runs from base 157 to 504 and encodes 115 amino acids. The transcript has a single exon. The record is from RefSeq and is a predicted model, not a curated record.
GGGGAGACGAUACAGCAAACGCGAAAUCAGGUGCACGAUGAGGCGUGAGGUAUGACGGAGAUCGGGAGUUGAUGAACGUGCGACAUGUUGUGUUGAGCGAGGAGAGUCGAGAAGGAGAGAGCGAAGCGAAGAAGGUGGGAGAGAAGAGCAGUGACGAUGACCGACCGACCGAUGGAGAUGAGGAGAGAGAUGCGCGAGAGAGAUCUGCUCGGAGACGCCAGAGCGCGAGAAGAAGACCUAGCCGUUGGAAGAAGCACGUACACGCAGCGAUACCGACAGCGAUCGCUGCCGAGACUGCAGUGCGUGUACGGUGCCGUCUCCGCCGGCUACGUCGUCUUGUCCCGGCCUAGGCGUCCCACGAACGACUCGCCCAAACGCGCCAUCCCUCCGCCUCAUCACUUGGCCGCCCAUGAUCGUGCGCGACUGAGCAAGCCGGGCCCUUUGCGUGACGCCGACCUCGAUGCCGACGGCGGAGGUGGCGGCGGCGCCAUCGUGGCAGGUUGAUGCAGCGGCAGUGGUGGCGGCGAUGGCAACUGCUGCUGCUGCUGCUGCGGUGGUCGUUGCUGCUGCGGCGGCGCUUGCGGCC